GGCUCAUCAUCACUCAUGGCUUUUCUACUUUUCUUGCGUAUGUUCAAAUUGGGUGUCAAAUAAACCAAAUAAUCAGCAUUUAAUAUAUCAAUUCAUCGAAUCAAACAAAACCCUAGAAACCCAAUUUGUGGGAUCUGUUUAUAUUCCCUAAAAAUUGUAACUUUUUGUGUUUUCUGAUGAAAACAGAGAACCCCACCUGGUUAUAAGCAAGUUUGGAGACCGAUUAAUCGCUCAUCACCUCCGGUUCCGGUUGAUUUCACCGUUCCCACUAUGGACUCUUUAAAUUUGUACGUGGAUGGCGCUUCAUGGUCUGACGAUGAGCCCGAAGUUUACCGAAAGGGAACCGGGGUUUUUAUUCCGAAUCUGGAAAUCAUCGAGACGGAUAAUAAUCAAACAGAAAAUCCCGUCUCGAUUGACGUCCUCCCAGACGAUAUUCACGAAAGAAUUCUAUCGUGCCUUCCGUUAUCAGCCAUAUUUAAAGCGUCUUCCGUGUGUAAGAGGUGGUAUCAAAUCAUCCACUCGAAGAAAUUCACGUUAAAAGACGCGAAUUUCUUGUCGGAAAAAACAUGGUACUUCAUGUUCACGAGCUCAGUCGAGCCUGUCGGUUAUCUUUACGACUCGGGUCUUAGAAAAUGGUACAACUUCGAGCUCCCGUUCAUGGUCCACCACACAUGGAACGUUGCUCCAUCGUGUGGUCUCGUAUGUUUCAUGGACGAUGAAACCAGUAAAGCGAUCUAUAUUUGUAAUCCCAUGACUCGAGAAUACGAAAUUCUCAACAUUCCACCGAGCCCGGGUUUCCCGGUUUAUAGCGCGUUGGCAUUCUCCGUUGACCAGUCAAAGUCAAAAUACACCAUCUCCGUCGUUAGGUCAAUGCAAGCUUCCGACGAUUUCUUGUUAUGGAACGUUUCCAUUCAGGUUUACGAUUCGCAGGAAACGACAUGGUUACCUCCGGUAAUGGGAGCUAUGCAAGGGUGGAGACCAGGGGACGUAAGCGUAAUUUGCGACAACGUUUUGUACAUUUUGGUCUUUUGCACAAGGUCGAAUGAAGUUCAGAACUUUCACGGGAUGAUAACAUACAAUCUCGAUAAUAUCAACCCAUCCAUCGGUAUCUUGAAGGACGAAUCGGUAAUUUUAGCACCGUGCGCGCUUACUUGUGGACGGUUAAUGAACGUUCAAAGAAAGCUCGUGCUUGUCGGGGGUAUUGGUAGACCGAACAGACCAGGGGUAAUAAAGGGAAUUGGCAUAUGGGUGCUUAACGGGAGGGAGUGGACGGAAAUUACGAGAAUGCCCCACAAGUUUGUGCAGGGGUUCGGGGAAUUAGAUGAUGUUUUCGCUAGCAGUGGUGGUGGUGAUCUGAUAUACAUACAGAGUUAUGGAGGAACCGCGUUGCUUAUAUACGAUAUGAACACGAGACAGUGGUUUUGGUCGCAGAAGUGUUCGAUGCAUAAGAAGUUUCCUCUUGAGAUCUUUUCUGGAUUUUGCUUUGAACCCAGGCUGCAGUUCAUGUAACAAAUUGUGGUCUGGUUUCAAGGUUUUUUGGUCUUUUUUUUGAUUUGGUAAUCUGAAAUGUUGAAUUUUGCAUAUGUUUUUAUACAUGUUAUUAUGUUUUAUUUAAUGGGGAAACAAAUGUGUUGGUUUUGUAUGCUAUGGAAGAAUAUUUGCCUU
Messenger RNA from Helianthus annuus (common sunflower), 1665 nucleotides. Its product is annotated as F-box/kelch-repeat protein At3g61590. The transcript is spliced from 2 exons. The record is from RefSeq and is a predicted model, not a curated record. The coding region runs from base 271 to 1509 and encodes 412 amino acids. Gene Ontology annotation, molecular function: protein binding. NCBI's taxonomy places the organism in Eukaryota, Viridiplantae, Streptophyta, Magnoliopsida, Asterales, Asteraceae.